GGCCGCCCGGUGCCCCGCGCGCUCCGUCCCGUGCGCCCCGACUCCCGCCCGUCCCGCCUAACCCUAAGCCCCGCGCGGUGCCUGCCUCGCCCUCCCCGCCACCCUUGCAUGCCAAGCAUGGCCCUGGGGUCCCGGGGGGAGGGGCAGGGCUGGUGUGGGACCCCCGAGGCCCUUUCCGCCCGCAGAAGUGGUGCUGGGGGGGGGUGUCGGUGCGCGAGAGAGGAGGUAUGGAGGAUCGAGGUGAUGCUGGGGAGCCCUCUGUGGAAAUGCUUCGGGGUGCAACUUUGGGGUGUCCCCGCGUGCGCGUUCGGGAACAAGUCUGUGGGGACAGCGGGGGUGACUACCGUCGUAGCCCCAAAUUUCCAACCAAGAGCCCAGCCGGAGCCCCUCCCGCGUGGCGUUUCUCUAGGAGUUGAAUGCUUCCCGGCCUGCCACCCCCAAAAUGGAUUCUGCCAGGACAACAAUGUAUGCAGAUGCCAGCCUGGCUGGCAGGGUACCCUGUGUGACCAGUGUGUGACCUUUCCUGGCUGUGUUCAUGGACUCUGUGUGGAACCCUGGCAGUGCAUCUGUGAUGACGGCUGGGACGGGAACCUCUGUGACAUAGACGUCCGGGCUUGCACCUCGACCCCCUGUGCUAACAACGGCACCUGCAUGAACCUCGACACUGGUGGCUACGAGUGCCUCUGCACCCUUGGGUUCUCGGGCAGGGGCUGUGAGAACAAGGACGGGCCCUGCGUGAUCAAUGGUUCCCCCUGCCAGCACGGAGGCACCUGCGUGGACGAUGAGGGCCAAGCCUCCCAUGCCUCCUGCCUGUGCCCCCCUGGCUUCUCAGGCAAUUUCUGUGAGGUCGUGACCAACAGCUGUAUCCCCAACCCGUGCGAGAACCAGGGUAUCUGCACUGACAUCGGGGGCGAUUUCCGCUGCCGGUGCCCAGCUGGCUUCAUGGACAAGACGUGCAGCCGCCCGGUGACCACCUGCGCCACUGAGCCGUGCCUGAAUGGGGGCAGCUGCCUGCAGCACACCCAGGUGAGGUACGAGUGUCUGUGCAAGCCCGAGUUCACCGGCCCCACCUGUGGCAGGAAGCGUGUGGUGGGCCCCCAGCAGGUCACCCGUCUGCCCAGCGGGUAUGGGCUGACCUACCGCCUGACCCCCGGGGUGCAUGAGCUGCCAGUAGCGCAGCCGGAGCACCGUGUCCUCAAGGUGUCAAUGAAGGAGCUCAACAAGAGCACCCCCCUCCUCUCCGAGGGCCAGGCCGUCUGCUUCACCAUCCUGGGCGUGCUCACCAGUCUGGUGGUGCUGGGCACCAUGGGCAUUGUCUUCCUGAACAAGUGCGAGGCCUGGGUGUCCAACCUGCGCUACAACCACAUGCUGCGCAAGAAGAAGAAGCUGCUUCUGCAGUACAACAGCGGCGAGGACCUGGCCGUCAACAUCAUCCUCCCCGAGAAGAUCGGCAUGACCGCCUUGGGCAGGGAGGCUGGCGACCCCGGGAUCUGAGCAGCGUCCCCACCGGCCCCUCUCUAGUCUCGGGGUCCUGCAGAGCUCACUAUAAGCGGUCUGUUCUAAUCUUUGUGGUGGAGCUUGCUAUCUUUUGUGUCGACUCUGGUGAACGCUAUGCUUACAUUCAUUAUCUGUGUUGCCGAGUGACAAAUGCAAUGCUUAAAGAA
This is a messenger RNA of Manis pentadactyla (Chinese pangolin), 1664 nucleotides long. It is a transcript of the gene DLK1, whose product is annotated as delta like non-canonical Notch ligand 1. Bases 109 to 1494 code for a protein of 461 amino acids. Gene Ontology annotation, cellular component: membrane. NCBI's taxonomy places the organism in Eukaryota, Metazoa, Chordata, Mammalia, Pholidota, Manidae. The transcript has 5 exons. Gene Ontology annotation, molecular function: Notch binding; calcium ion binding. The record is from RefSeq and is a predicted model, not a curated record.